Messenger RNA from Nematolebias whitei (Rio pearlfish), 826 nucleotides. RefSeq names its product galactose-specific lectin nattectin. Lineage: Eukaryota; Metazoa; Chordata; Actinopteri; Cyprinodontiformes; Rivulidae. Bases 64 to 552 code for a protein of 162 amino acids. The record is from RefSeq and is a predicted model, not a curated record. Gene Ontology annotation, molecular function: signaling receptor activity. The transcript is spliced from 7 exons.
CUUUCAGGAAGUGCUACUGCUGCCGUUGCUGCUGCUACUGCUGCUUGGACCAAACAACACAAGAUGUCAUCAGGUCUGCUCUUCAUGUUGCUCCUUUGUGGAUUGGGGAUCGGAGGAAAUAUACUUUGUGAUGCACAGCCAGUUUGCCGUCAUUGUAAGAGAUGCCCUCCUUCAUGGACUUUAUAUCGAAACCGCUGUUUCGUGUUCAAGAGUACUGAAAUGACAUGGGGAGGUGCUGAGGAUUAUUGCAUUGACCAUGGUGGACAUUUGGUCUCCUUUCAUGAUGAAGUUGAGUACUACUUCAUCAGGGGACUCAUUGUGAGAGCUUCUGGAACCAACACAAAAAGUUGGAUUGGAGGCGUCAAGGGACAAUUCGGUGAAUGGACAUGGAGCGAUAGAUCCGAGAUCACCUACACUCAUUGGGGCCCAGGGGAACCAAACAACAUGGGUGGACAUGAGAACUGUGUGGAUAUGAACUGGAAUGGAGAAGAUUACAUCAACGAUGAAGUCUGCAACCAACUAAAUGCUUUUGUUUGCGCUAAAUUUCUGUAAAUGUGCCUCUGUUGUCCCGACAACAUGAUGAUGUUGCUUCCAACAGGAGGUCAAGCCUCGAAGAUGUCCCUUCUGGAGGACAACUGGUCAAAUCUGAUGUCUUACUCAGAUAAUUACCAUGAAUAAAUGUAUGUCCUCAAAUGUUUUUGUCUUUGUCUAUCUGAGGUAAUAUUUGUCAAACCAUCAUUUAAAUUCAAUAGCACAUGAUUAAGCUGCAAAACUUGUCACUGUCAAGUUUGUAAAGACACCCCCCCACCACCACCACCACCACACA